GGAAGUGAUGCUUGGUGGGCGCAUGAGGAAAUUCGAAACGGAAUGAACGGCUGGCAAUACGAUUUGUGCUGCGGAAAUUCCGAUUUAGAAAUGAGUGAAAAACUUGAUUCGAUUGGCUUUUGCAAAAACGACACGUGUGAGUUCAAAGGCACCCGACAUAAAAAGCCUGGAUUCUGCAUACGAUCACCUCGACUAGAUUGUACAGCUACAACUAGAGUUGAACUAAAUGGAAUUAUGGAAAGACGCGAGGAAUCGAUUAUGGUUUCAAAUCAGUGUUGUUACAAUGGAACAACCGACGAAUUAAUAGAGAGUUCAAAUUCUGCGGGUUGUAUGCAACGAGAAGUUGAUUCAAUUGACAAUAUGUUUCGGCAUUAUACAAGCGACCUGAAACCAUUUUACGAGUGUUGUGGUCAAUCGCCUCAAUUCAAAUGCGAUAACAUAUUCAAAAAACACCGCCCGACUAUCAUCGGCGAGUACUGGCCUCGUAACAUCCUCAUAAACAGAGGAGACCCCCACUUGCAGACAGUGGACGGAGUCAGCUACCCCUUCAUGGGACUGGGGGUCUACAGGAUGCUCAUCACUGAUGAUUCACCUUCAAUCGGGGGUCAAACUGAACUACAGGCGAGCAUGCGGAGGGUCGGCAACGGGACUGUGUUCAGCGGGAUAGCAGUCAAACACGGAAACACUCUCCUAGAAGUGUACAUUGACAAAAGUGCAGCUUUUAAAUUAGUGAUUAACAACUUCGAGAAGACACUGGGAGAAAGUGUCAGGGAAUAUAUCCUGGCCAAUGUUGCAGUGGAAGAGAGAGAUGAUUUGAAAAGCGUUCGAUUUCAGUUUCUGGGGAAUAUGUUGAUUGUGGAAGUGUAUGUGAUUCAGAACUUCCUCAACCUGAAGAUCUCAGUUCCGCCCUCGUUCAAGUUUCAGAUGAGGGGACUCCUGGGAUAUUACGACGGAGAUCCAGACAACGAUUUCCAAAAUUCUGAAGGCGUGAUUGUGACCAACACUACAGACUACGCGUAUCUUCACGAAGCUUUCGGAACCAGCUGGGUUGUGCAUCCAGAUGAGUGGCUCUUUAAACAGAGAGGUAUUCUCUCUUCCAUCGAGAAUGACAUUGCCGAGGGGUUUCCAUUUGAGCCGAUUUAUGAGCCACUUUUUACGAAUGAGCAGCUGCAACUCGAAGCUAAUGAGGUCUGCAAGGGGGACUCAGCUUGUCUGCUCGACGUAGCACUGACAGGAAACAUCUCCAUUUCGGAAGCAUUUGUCCAGUUCGAAUCGCAAAUCAAUGCUGCCCGCUUUUGGAACGAAGUCUUCAGACUAACCGAGAUGAACUUCUUUAUCGGAACAUCGCCGCCGGCGGACGAAUCCGAUGACCUGACCAAACGAUGGAUCUUAGCUGUGUCUCUGAGUGUCAUGACGCUGUUUCUACUGCUUCUUCUGGUCAUGGUUUUCAAGAAAUGUCUCGAUAAUGGAUGGUUAAUUUUUACAAGAGGAGUCAGGGUCGACGUUGUGGUUGACCAGAAUCAAGAGGGUGAGGAUCAUUUUCCUCAUCAAGAAAUACGAGACCUCUUUUGGAUUGACGUUACAGAUGAAAUUCCAUAUCUUAGAUGAAAUAAAAGAACAACU
Messenger RNA from Symsagittifera roscoffensis, 1623 nucleotides. Its product is annotated as sushi domain-containing protein 2-like. Lineage: Eukaryota; Metazoa; Xenacoelomorpha; Acoela; Convolutidae. Bases 43 to 1608 code for a protein of 521 amino acids. The record is from RefSeq and is a predicted model, not a curated record. The transcript has 3 exons.